AUGUUAGGUAAAGUGAAUUCACCACAAUUUAUUGACAGUUCAAAAGAAGUUAUUGAUAGAGCAGAUGAAUUUGAUAACACGGAUGUGAUUUUUGAAUCUACUGGAAUCUUGUUUAUCGCCAUUGUACUGGCGCAUGAAAUUACUCAUGCCAUUAAUUUAUCUCGAUCCAUCAACAACGUCAAUGUUAUUCAAAAGACUACACCAAAAUUAAUACUUUUUCGUUCGUAUUCGCACGAUGGGAAUGUAGAUGGUGGUGAUCUUGUUGAACGUUUAUUAUUAGAUGGUGAAUUACAUUUAAGUAAACCACCACCAACUCCUCCAAUAUUAUUUUUGAUCGUGUCUGCCGAUGGCACACAAGUGCCAUUACCAAAAGAAGUUGUUGAAGAAUGUAUAAAAAAGCGUAGUUUUGUGCCAAUCAGUCAAUUAGUUAAUUCCUGGCAAUAUAAUAAUGGGCAAAAAUUGACGAGCAGUGGCUCUAGAAAAGAGUCAACUGAAAAAUUACCGGUCUUAGAACCGUUACUCACCUUUCAAAUAUUAACAUCUGAUUCUGCUCCUGCUCCACCAUCGUCGCCCACUAUUCCUACGUUGACAUCGAUGUUGCAUGCUCAAUGA
Messenger RNA from Rotaria sordida, 612 nucleotides. Lineage: Eukaryota; Metazoa; Rotifera; Eurotatoria; Philodinida; Philodinidae. The record is from the annotation of a GenBank genome assembly.